AUGAAUAUGUCGGAAGAGCUCGAUGCGACUCUGGAGCAUGAUAUCGCGCAUUUGUUCCUUAACGGGCGUGUAGAAUCUGGCUUAUCAAUGCAUCCCAUGCACACUGAUGUGAUCGCCGCAGCCGCCGCAGCUACUACGGAUGCUGACGUGGACCUGCGAAAUCCUGACGAAGAAGAGAUUGAAGCGGCCGAUCAACACACGCACCAUGAAGAGCUACUUAAGGCUUCUAUUUUGGAAAAAGUGGCAUCUGAAAAGCGUUUGCGUCGUUUGUCCGAGUCUUUGAUAGAUGACGCUGAUUGUGGCCCUGGAGAUUUAUUCGAGAUUUUACCAGAGCCGUAUGGUCAACUAUCUGCAUACCAGAAAAUUGAAAUUACUUCGGUUCCUGGAGAAGUGGACAGAGAGACGAAAGAUUCUUGUGAGCUUAUUCGCAAAUGUUUAGCGCUGCGCAAGAAGUGGAUAUCGGUCAAUGAGACAAAGAUAUUGGAAUCGUCUUUGGAUAUGCCAAGCAGUCCACGUUCGGCAGCUGCGGCCGCCAAGCUGCGAUACCGAGACGAAAUUCCGUACGAACCGCUUGAUAAUCCAGUACCUGCGGCUACGCAUCAUCACUUUAUGAUGGUUAAUGGUGUGAUGACCGUUUAUGAAAACAAGGACGCAGUCGAGCCAAUCAGCCGUGUGGGGCAUAUGGAUGAAUAUUAUAGAGACCUGUUUGAGAUAAAGCGUAUUAUCAAUUUCGGCCCAGUAAAGACACUGGCAUUUAAGCGAUUGCAGCUAUUGGAAGCGCGAUUUAAUCUACACACGCUUUUAAAUGCUGAGCGCGAACUUGUUGCGCAAAAGGCAGUGCCCCAUCGUGACUUUUACAAUGUUCGCAAGGUUGACACGCACAUUCAUCACUCUGCAUGUAUGAAUCAAAAACACUUGCUGCGUUUCAUCAAGUCGCGGUUACGAAAUUCACCGGGUGAGAUCGUCAUCUUUCGAGAUGGACGUUUCAUGACAUUAAGUGAAGUGUUCAGGUCGCUCAGUCUUACAGGAUAUGACCUGAGCGUUGACACGCUGGAUAUGCACGCAAGCAAUACAUUCCAUCGCUUCGAUCGUUUCAACCUCAAGUAUAACCCGGCAGGUCAAAGUCGUCUACGCGAAAUCUUUCUAAAAACAGACAAUUUGAUUGCAGGCAAGUACCUGGCAGAAAUUACAAAGGAAGUAAUUUCUGAUUUACACGCCAGCAAAUACCAGCUUGUGGAGUGGCGUGUUUCAAUAUAUGGACGCAAACAUUCGGAAUGGGAUAAAUUGGGUCGCUGGUUUUAUGUUAAUAAGUUGACAUCUCCACAUGUUCGUUGGAUGGUGCAGAUUCCUCGACUGUAUUUUUUGUACAAGAAAUUAGGUGAAGUGGACAAUUUUCAGCAAAUGCUGGAUCACAUUUUCCUUCCGCUGUUUGAAGUUACACGAGAUCCUUCAAUCAAUUUACCCCUCCAUUACUUUCUUGAAACUAUGGUCGGUUUUGACUGUGUGGAUGACGAAAGUAAAACUGAACCACUCCGUGCUGAGCGUGGGAAGAAGUUGCCGAAGCCGCACGAAUGGACUCAUGAAGCUAAUCCACCGUAUGAUUACUGGUGUUACUUCCUCUAUGCGAAUAUUGCUGCUUUAAAUGAGUUUCGUCGUCAAAAAGGCCUUAAAAUCUUUACGUUUCGCCCUCAUUCUGGUGAAGCUGGUGAUCCAGAGCAUUUGGCGGCUGCGUACUUGACUGCCAACGGUAUCAAUCAUGGUAUCACUUUGCGCAAGUCGGUUUGCUUGCAAUAUUUGUACUACCUCACUCAGAUCGGUAUCGCUAUGUCACCGCUAAGUAACAAUCGCUUAUUCUUGGCCUAUCAUCGCAAUCCAUUUCCGAUCUAUCACGCUCGUGGUUUAAAUGUUUCUCUAAGCACCGAUGAUCCUGUCAUGCUUCAUUAUACUAAGGAUCCUUUGCUUGAAGAAUACUCAGUAGCAGUCCAAGUGUGGAAACUAACGUCAACAGAUAUGUGCGAGAUUGCACGUAACUCAGUGUUGCAGUCUGGUUUCGAACACAAGUUCAAAGAACACUACCUCGGGCCUAACUACAUGCUGCCCGGAUCCCGCGGCAAUGACAUUCGAAUGACUAACGUGCCAGAUAUACGAGUCGAGUACCGUCAUGAAACACUUAAGGGCGAGCUAGAAUUCAUUCAAACGUAA
Molecule: messenger RNA, 2202 nt
Organism: Plasmopara halstedii
Lineage: Eukaryota; Oomycota; Peronosporomycetes; Peronosporales; Peronosporaceae
Product: amp deaminase
Exons: 2
Coding region: 1-2202 (733 amino acids)
Biological process (GO): IMP salvage; AMP metabolic process
Cellular component (GO): cytosol
Molecular function (GO): AMP deaminase activity
Source: RefSeq, a predicted model, not a curated record